This is a messenger RNA of Drosophila guanche, 3924 nucleotides long. It is a transcript of the gene Rab3, whose product is annotated as ras-related protein Rab-3. Gene Ontology annotation, molecular function: GTP binding; GTPase activity. Gene Ontology annotation, biological process: regulation of exocytosis; protein secretion; protein localization to plasma membrane. Gene Ontology annotation, cellular component: endosome; plasma membrane; synaptic vesicle. Bases 716 to 1378 code for a protein of 220 amino acids. Lineage: Eukaryota; Metazoa; Arthropoda; Insecta; Diptera; Drosophilidae. The record is from RefSeq and is a predicted model, not a curated record. The transcript has 5 exons.
GGCAGCAGUCGAUAUAUGAAAACGUAUACAAAACUUUCGCAUAUUCGCCGCAGCAGCCAAUUCGCAGCCUGAGAGCUUCGAAUUUUUUCCCUCAUUUGAGUCCUGCAAAGACGACGUGUCGAUGCGAUCUUCCCCGUUUGACGAAAGCAGAAGUUGAGAAACAGUUGAGAAAAUAAUUGGCAGGCCAGGCAAGAUAUCUUUUGCACUGCCACUUCGAGGCGACUCCAGAGUUCGUUGAUUGACUGCAGUGCUGUGGCGAGACGUGUGGGUGCGCGUACGUUGAAUAAUUGAUUGGGUAACCGUAAACAAAGAGUACCGUAUGUUAGGCCAGUGCCAAGGCUAACUUUCAAUACAAACCCCCACCCCCCGAACGGACGGAAGCAGAGAACACGAAAUCCCACACACAGCGGAGUCAGAAACAGAAACAGAAGCAGAAGCAGAAGCAGAACGAAAGCCCCAGGCACAUUAUCGAUUUGCGUAUGUGUAUGUCUGCGAAAUAACCGUGUACACCUAAACACCCACACACCUGCACACACCUACUCCCACACAGAGCCACACACAUACACAGCAGCACCAGCAGCAGCAGCAGCGCACGUCAACGGCAGCGCAUCUACAAGCUAACGGGAUCUAUUGGAGCAGCAGGAGCAACCGGAUCAACCUUCAAGACACAUAUUUUCCUGUAUUCCAGACAGACAGCAAGGAGCACUGAACAGACAUGGCCAGCGGCGGGGAUCCCAAGUGGCAGAAGGAUGCGGCCGACCAGAACUUUGACUACAUGUUCAAGCUGCUCAUCAUCGGCAACUCCAGUGUGGGCAAGACGAGCUUCCUCUUCCGCUAUGCCGACGAUAGCUUCACAUCCGCCUUCGUCUCCACGGUGGGCAUCGACUUCAAGGUGAAGACUGUCUUUCGCCACGACAAGCGCGUGAAGCUGCAGAUUUGGGACACGGCCGGGCAGGAGCGUUACCGCACCAUCACCACAGCCUACUAUCGCGGCGCCAUGGGUUUCAUUCUGAUGUAUGAUGUCACCAACGAGGACAGCUUCAACUCGGUUCAGGACUGGGUCACACAAAUCAAAACCUACUCGUGGGACAACGCCCAAGUCAUUUUGGUGGGCAACAAGUGCGACAUGGAGGAUCAGCGCGUGAUUAGCUUCGAGCGGGGCCGCCAACUGGCCGAUCAGCUGGGCGUGGAGUUCUUUGAGACGUCCGCCAAGGAGAAUGUGAAUGUCAAGGCUGUCUUCGAGCGCCUGGUGGAUAUUAUAUGCGACAAGAUGUCCGAGAGCCUCGACGCCGAUCCGACGUUAGUGGGCGGAGCACAGAAGGGGCAGCGCUUGACGGACCAGCCGCAGGGCACGCCCAAUGCCAAUUGCAACUGUUAGAGUGCCCAACACCACCAGCAGUAGCCCCAGGAGAACGAGCAACCGGAACCGGAAACCCACAACAACACACAGAAGAAGAGAGAGAGAGAGAGAUUCAACUCGUACAACAACUCGCAACAUUCUGUCAACUGAGCAGCUGAGACACCAACAAACAGAGCAGAAACAGAAACAGAAACAGAAACAAGAAAAGAACAACAAAAAACAAAGCACUAAAAGCUAGCUAAUUUAGUCAGUUCACCAAUCGAGAGAUGAAUGGAUCGACGAGUGCCAUUUGAAUGAUGCACUCCCUGUAUUUGUAGCCCAUACUCGUAUAUUGUAUGUAUGUAUGUUUGUAUAUCCUUAAAGCUCGUUCGAUUGCCUACCGUGUAAAUGUCAGAGAUGUUAUCUAAUCAAUGUUUCAAUUGUAAUUGGUAAUUGGUAAUCGAUAAUUGGUAAUUUGUAUCUUGUAACGUGUAAUUUAAUCGGCUGCCGCAGAAACGCACUAAAUUGUCGAACUUUGACUUGACUUGAACCUUUUGCCUUGAGCGACGAAUCGAAUCGAAGACAGAGAGAGAGAGAGAGAGAGAGAGAGAGAGAGAGUCUAGGAGUCUAGGAGUCUAGGGCCCCCAGCAGCACUAAUUAAAUGUGCACACACUCUGUGCUGAUCUUUCAACUGCAACUGCAAGCUCCAUUCCCGUUUCUCUCCACCUCCAUUAAUGGAAGGGGCUUCUGGGCACUUUCCCACUUGUAUAUACAUAUGCUGGCUAAACUGUACAGUUUGAAUGCUUGCACACAACGCACAAGGCUAGCAAAUUGGCGAAAUCGAACAUAGUAACUAUAGCAAACACACACACACACACACAUAAACAUGUUGCCCCGAUCCCGGCGUGCCUUGGCUGGAAGGUUGUGCGGGUUCUGUGGAGCAAUUUCACACAUAAAAAGAUACAGAUAAAGAGAUACAGAUACAGAUACAUGCUCGCAUAUAGCAGAGACAUGUAUGAACAUGUGGUUGGUUGGCCAUUAUUAUUAUUAAAUAUUAUUAUCAUCAUUAUUGUAUUAUUAUGAUGUGUGUACUGUAUGUAUUUAUGUAGUGAAAAUGGACAAAUUUUAAUGUGUUGCAAUUGAUAAAUGAAAUAUACAUAGCUAUACAUAAAAUAUACAUACAUAAACAUACUAUAUCCGAUAAAUACAUAGUACAUACUACCCAGAUCCAUUUGGUACGUUUGCAGUUUUUCCCCGUGUCUCAGUUUCAUGUUUCGCGUCCUUUCUGACAAUAACAAUGACACGCUGAAGACGGAGCAAACUUGAGGAUCGCAGCGAUGAUCCUUUCCUGUCCCCGUGGCACACAAAUUUAAUUUCAUUUCCCAAAUUUAUCCACACAGCGCACAAAUUAUUAGAUUGCGAUUUUGCGAAUUGAAAUUGAAAUUGAAUUGAGAGAAAUUAAUUGAACCCACCGAGCCAGCUGAGAGAUCGGUGCAUUUAAGUUGCCAACACUAAGUACUAUGCCCCCCAAACUAUUCUGUUUUGAUAGGCACACCCCAAACAACUUUUCUACGCUGUAAAAGAAGACACAACCAACUGCUGCUGCCCCCCCGAGUUGCACAGAGUUGAGGGGACACUGACCCUGUACGUGGGGAACUGCUGAACUUUAACUGAAUAUAAAUGAAUAAUAAAUGUACUCGCAACUGUGUGUAUUUGCAAAUGCUCGUUAAUGUUAAAUAUGUAUGUGUAUACACGCAGAGUUUCACUUGAAUUACGAUAUAAACUAAAGGCAUAUCGCUGUAUUAUAAAUACCCAAAACGAAUCGAGUUACCACAUGUACACCCUCCCCCAAAGCACACCUCUGAGCAAAUGUAAGCCAGACACAAAAUGCACAACGAGCUAACAACCAACUGGAUGUGGAGUGGAGCGCGGAUAGUGGUAGAGGGAAAUGUUAAGUAAUAGAAGAUAUUCCAUACGACAAUGCCUUAAAUAAAACUACAGCUGACGACGCGUACAUUGGACUACUUACUCGGCAUUAUUCGAUCUGUUUUGUAAAAUAGUUAAACAUACAUAAACAACUGCAUAGCCAUGGAAGCCAUUCAACUAAACUGAACUAAUCUAACACAAAAUGUAAGCCAAAAUCAAACAAAAUCACUACAAAAAUAAACAAACCAAAAUUGUUAGCAAAUUCAUACUCGUAUCCGUAUUUCGUAUUCGCACUCCAACUCGUACUAACGAAGAAUACUAGCAUAUUGAUUAUGGCAUUGUGUACUCGGGCAAAGCUAAUAUUUGUGAACCCAUAAAACGUAUUUGUACUCGUAUUCCAAACAAAUCAUAAUUUUUAUUCCAUUUCUCCGUUUUAUGUGCAGCAGAAUAGCCACCCAACUAAAAUGAAGCAAAACAAAACAAAUAAUUCCGUAUGUUAUUCAAUAAUGGUUUUUGAAAUACCAACACAUCUGUAUCGUGAGGAUACUUACACACACACACACACACAUACAUAUACCUACAUAAUGUACACAUAAUGGUAUUGAAAUUAUUGUAUUCCCAUAAUAAAAUAUAUGCAAAAAAGGUGUAUGGAAAAACAA